AUGAUGUUCUUCGCCAUCCUUGUCACUCUUACGACCUUGCUCUUCACCCCCAUGGGUCAGCCUGUUGAUAAAAUUCCCCCUCGUGGUAUUGGAGCCAUCAAAAUCGUCAACACUUUGGAUUCCCCUCUUUACGCUUGGUCCGAUCCAGAUCCACAAGGCAGCAUGUAUACGAUUCCUGGACGUAGCGGUACCUACGAAGAGACGUACCGUCUAAGCCCCACAGGGGAUGCCAUCUCUAUCAAAGUGUCCAAGACGCCGGAUCGGAAAGUAAACGAUGCUAUACAGUUUAAAUACACCCUAUCCGGCGACAGGGUCCUCUGGGCCGUGUCUUGUGCGAACAUCCGCCCCGGCUCGCCGUUCACUAGGCGUGGGUUUUCGGUUCACCCUUCAUCUGCUGGUUGCCCGUCUAUAAACUGCGCUCCCGGUGAUGACAAAUGCCCUCAAGUUCAUCCUUGGUCGAACACAACUCAUAGGUGUGGCCUCACCACAUCUUUGACCUUAAAACUCUAA
Aspergillus alliaceus is the source of this 510-nucleotide messenger RNA. RefSeq lists its product as uncharacterized. The transcript has a single exon. Lineage: Eukaryota; Fungi; Ascomycota; Eurotiomycetes; Eurotiales; Aspergillaceae. Bases 1 to 510 code for a protein of 169 amino acids. The record is from RefSeq and is a predicted model, not a curated record.